Molecule: messenger RNA, 2782 nt
Organism: Clunio marinus
Lineage: Eukaryota; Metazoa; Arthropoda; Insecta; Diptera; Chironomidae
Source: the annotation of a GenBank genome assembly
AGUCUCGUUUCUAACGUCAAGCUAUAAAGCUGAGAAAAAAAGGUUUUAACUUAGAAAUAAAAAAACAGAGGAAAAAAUAUUAAGAAAAAAUUAAGAUUGUUUAUUAGAAGACAGAUUUGUGUGCAUUAAAAUAUUAAAUCUAUUUUUGUCUUUCAUUCCUCAUAACUCUUGUUGCAUAUUAGAAGUGGCUAUCAGUAGAUUUAUUUUGUGUUGCUCCAUGUGAAUGUGAUAUCCAAAUAAAGUAAUUUAAGAUUUCAAUCAAGAUUCAUCACAUUGAUAAUAAAUAAAUUUACUUCGUAAAUUGAGAAAACAAAUAAAUCAGAAAUAUGGAGAUAGAUGGUGAUGAGAUUCAACAAAUCAACAUUAAUUUCGAAAAUAUUUAUUACACUGUUUCCGUGCCUAAACAAAAAGAAAAGAAAAAUGUGCUGAAAGGUAUCAGCGGAUGCUUUAAAUCAGGCGAGCUCACAGCCAUAAUGGGACCGUCAGGCGCCGGAAAAUCAUCACUUUUAAACAUUUUAACUGGUUUCACGAAGCAAGGAGUGAAAGGCGUACUGGAAAUGGGAGAGAAAAACACAAGAUACGAUGGUCAGAAGUCUUGCAGUUACAUCCUUCAAGAAGAUCAUCUUUACCCUUUCUUCACUGUUAACGAGACAAUGACGAUCGCAACAAAUUUGAAAAUAUCCGACCGGUGUAUGAGUCACGAUGAAAAGCAAUUGCUUAUCGACCAGAUUUUAGAGACACUUCAUUUAACGUAUGUUAAAGAUACACGAUGUGGAUCGUUGUCAGGUGGUCAAAAGAAACGACUUUCGAUUGCCCUCGAGCUGAUUGAUAAUCCACCAAUUUUAUUCCUCGAUGAGCCGACAACUGGUCUCGAUAGUUCAUCGUCAACACAUACCAUACGGUUAUUGCACAAUUUAGCGAGAGAAGGUCGAACAAUCGUAUGCACGAUUCAUCAGCCAUCGGCCUCCAUCUAUGAGAUGUUCGAUCACGUGUACGCACUUGCGGAAGGUCAUUGCGUUUAUCAGGGAUCAAAUGCCAACACUAUUCCUUAUCUUGCAUCGCUCGGUUUGCAAUGUCCGCAGUAUCAUAGUGCACCCGAUUAUCUUUUGGAAGUGACGAAUGGAGAAUAUGGAAACUUCACGUAUCAACUUGCAAAAGCGGCAAUAAAUGAUCAGUGGAGAUCGUCAACAACGUCUGUGUACAUACGAGAAGAAUAUGAGAAUAGCUUAGAUCGUGAUCGUGAUCGCAUUGAUGAUAGAAUCUCGAAUGACACAGAUGAGAAGCGAAUAAGCGUUUACACGAAAACGAGCGAUGAAAUGUCAGCUAAAUUCAGUUUAAAAGGCGGGGAACGUACGACACCUUCGGAAUGGACACGACUCUGGGUUCUCAUUGCUAGAUGCAAUGUUCUCUUAUUUCGCGAUUGGACUGUAACAAAUUUGAAGUUUCUUCUUCACAUUCUUUGUGGAAUUUUAAUUGGACUUUUGUUUGGUGAUUCCGGUGUGAAUGCUGAUAAAAGCAUUUCGAAUGUUGGCUUUUUGCUUAUAAAUGGUGUUUAUUUAUGGUACACGACAAUGAUGCCGAGCGUGUUACGUUUUCCAGCCGAAAUUUCGAUACUUAAGAAAGAAGUUUUUAAUAAUUGGUACAAAUUAAGGACUUAUUAUCUUGCUACGCUUAUAACAUCAACGCCUUUACAUGUGCUCAACACGUCUAUUUACAUAUGUGCUGUUUACUUCCUAACAGAACAACCGCCUGAUUCAACAACAUUCUUCAAAGUUUUGUUCGUUUAUAUUUUAGUGACAAUUGCUGCUGAUGGUUUUGGCAUUCUUUUAGGAACUUUGAAUAAUCCAGUUAACGGAACAUUCUUUGCUGCUGUGUUGUCAUGUUUUAUGAUUGUUCUUUCGGGAUUCUUGGUUCUCUUCAAACAUAUGCCGAAGAUGCUGCAAUUUAUCAGCGACACAAGUAUAUUAAAAUAUUCUCUGGAAGCUUGUGUUGUUACUGUUUAUGAGAUCGAUCGGAAAGAUCUUCAAUGUCCUGAAGAUGUUCUUUAUUGCCAUUAUCGGAAACCUGAAACUAUUUUGAAAGAACUUGGCAUGGAAAAUGGAGAUUACGUCUCAAAUGUUAUCAAACUUAUUGCUCAACUUUUGUUCUUUAAAAGCAUGUGUUACUUCACACUUCGUCGACGACUUUUAAAAUCAUAAUUCUUGGAAAUGCAAUUUGAAAUCAAGCAUUGCAAUGCCUACAAAUAAAUUUUAAGAAGAGUUAUUAUGGUUAAGAAAUAUUUUUUAUACGUAUAAUGGGAAGGCUCGCAAAUUAUUUUUGCAUACACGUGAAAGCGUGAAAAAUUGAAAAGUUGAAAUAAAAAAAUGUGAUAUGUUAGUUUUAAUGAUUUAAUUCUUAUGUUUGUUUUCAAUUUAGAUUCGAAUCAACAACCAGGAUUUGAUCUGUAAAAAGGAGAUUGAUUCAUCGUAUUGUUUUUCAUUUAAAACACAAAACAUGUCUCUUACUUGGUGAAAUAAUUUAAUCAUGUAAUGAGUUACAAUUUCGCCAAACGGUUGACGUUUUCUGAUAGGAACAGUCCAAGAAUCUCAGAAUAUGAUGUAAUAAAAAUAGUUCAUUCGCCCCAUUUGAUGACAAAUAUUAAAAGAAGCUGCUUAAUAUGAGAGAUAAGAUGAAACAAUUUUAAUGUUUAUAUUUGUGUCAUUCACCUACUGACUCACAUUUUAUUCAAAACAAAUUGUCUGAAAACAAAAAUCUAUUUAGGAACAAUUCGUCAAGGUCUGAU